Messenger RNA from Lecanosticta acicola, 488 nucleotides. The record is from the annotation of a GenBank genome assembly. Lineage: Eukaryota; Fungi; Ascomycota; Dothideomycetes; Mycosphaerellales; Mycosphaerellaceae.
AUGGGCAAGCAAGAAUGGAUGGUCAUCCUCCCGGACAAGCCCGGCGCAUUGGAAAUGAGGAUGAAAGUUCGGCCGUAAGAGACAACAUCCCCCCACCACCAAAAAGAGACAGAGAGAGAGAGAGGACUGCAAAAAAUUGAUUCAUAUCGUAUCAGUCAACAUCUCGAAGCGAUCAAGCCACAAGUCGACAGCGGAUUGGUCGUGCUGGGCGGAGCGAGCCUGGAUGAGCCGUUGAAAGAGGGACUGGCACCGAAGAUCAACGGGAGCGUGGUGAUGUACGAGGCGGAUUCGGAAGAGGAGGUGUGGAAAGCCGUGAAGAGCGAUGUCUAUUACAAGGAGGGGGUUUGGGAUGUGGAGAAGGUAUGUGCUCUGUUGUUGUAUAAGGGAAUGGAGUUUUGUAGUCGUUGCCGAAUGGGGCUUUUGCUGACGAGGUGAUUGUGCAGAUCAAGGUCUUUCCAUUCAAGAGUGCUGUGCGACAGGGUCUGUAG